Messenger RNA from Necator americanus (New World hookworm), 2481 nucleotides. RefSeq lists its product as uncharacterized. Lineage: Eukaryota; Metazoa; Nematoda; Chromadorea; Rhabditida; Ancylostomatidae. Gene Ontology annotation, biological process: chromatin remodeling. The coding region runs from base 1 to 2481 and encodes 826 amino acids. Gene Ontology annotation, molecular function: catalytic activity. Gene Ontology annotation, cellular component: nucleus. The transcript is spliced from 3 exons. The record is from RefSeq and is a predicted model, not a curated record.
AUGCGCGCAUUGCUGCUGCAAAUCCUACCUCACGCCUCAAAGCGGCGCAGCGGUGGCCCUGGCCGUCGGGCAGCUAUGGUGGCGAGACUUCGUCUCGGCAGGUUCAACCAUGCCACAAAGGAGACUCGCUGGAAAGGCUCCAAGGCAAGGGAAUUAGGCGAUGGCUACAAGCUGAUCUACCACGGCACAUCAAAUCGCAAUGGCGUUGGUAUCAUAUUGAACGAGUCGUUUAGAAACAGCGUCACAGCAGUGGAUCGACUAUCGGAUCGCCUGAUGGCUGUAAAAGUAGACACAGGAGAAGUGGAAUUGCGAGUCGUCUCUGCUUAUGCGCCACAGGCGGGCUGUAGUGAAGAAGAAAAGGCAAGCUUUUGGGAGGAUCUGGAGCAGUACGUCCAAUCCCUGCAAGGCGAAGAAGUACUUUUAAUCGGAGGAGACUUCAAUGAACUUGUCGGUUCUCGAAAAGACGGAUUCGAGAGUUGUCAUGGUGGACACGGCUAUGGAGCUCGUAACGACGACGGGUUGCGAAUCCUGGAGUAUGCUGUCGCAAGUGACUUGAUCAUUGCUAACACGCAGUAUCGGAAAAGAAAAUCGCAUUUGAUCACGUACACCAGCGGCGGUCGUGAAACACAAAUAGAUUUCUGGAUGUUACGCCGACAAGAUCGCCGACUUCUGCAGGAUUCAAAAGUCAUCCCUACAGACCAUGUCGCUGCCCAACACCAUCUGCUCGUUAUGGACUUGAAAAUCUCCCGUCCAAGGAAGGGACAUCCAAGGACCGAAACACAGCGCAUCAAAUGGUGGAAUCUGAAGGAUCGAAAAGAGGUAUUUCUCGCGUCCGUGGCUCUAUCUACACUUCCCCACCAUACUCGUAGUGUGGAGGAAAUGUGGUUGUCUACUUCCAGCGUUAUACGCUUGACCGCGGAAAACACUCUGGGAAAGACGACUCUAGGUAAGCCAAAGGUACAAAAGGCUACGUGGUUUUGGAACGAGGAAGUUCAGGCGGCAAUUCGUGAGAAGAAGUCCAAGUAUAAGCUCUGGUGGAGGACGCGUCAGCCUGAAGAUCGGGGUGCUUACCUAGCGGCGAAGAGGGAGGCUAAGAAGGCAGUCUCCAAGGCGAAGUCAGACCGCUACAAGGCUGUGUACGACAUGCUUGAUACCAGAGAAGGCGAGCGGGCAGUGUAUCGUUUAGUCAGAGCACGUCAUCGCUCAACGUUGGAUAUGGAGCACACCAAGAUCGUUAAGGGAGCUGAUGGAGCCGUUCUGCGCCGCUCUGGUCAGAUCCUGGAGAGGUGGCGAGAGUACUACAAUCACUUGUGUAACGAAGAGUUCUGUCAUCCUCCCAUCCCAACCGUUCCCAGCGUCGAGGGUCCUGUUCUACCAAUUACUGCCGUCGAAGUCAGUGCUGCCCUCGCAAAAAUGAAGUCGAACAAGGCAACCGGUCCUGAUGACAUACCUGUUGAUAUCUGGAAGCUGCUAGGAGAUCGAGGAAGGACGGACACCAGACGUUUGGCAAACUUCCGUGACCGUGCCUGUCUGGAAAGGGAAGGAGACAUUGCUGACUGCACCUCGUACAGGCCCAUACGACUGCUCUGCCAUACGAUGAAGGUUUUUGAACGUGUCCUGGAAGCUCGUCUGAGGAAAAUUGUUAGCGUUUCACUCAACCACUGCGGUUUUGUGAAGGACUGCAGCACUAUAGAUGCUAUCCAUGCUGUCCGAAUCCUCCUGGAGAAACAUCGAGAGAAGAACCGCAGUGUGCAUCUUGCUUUUCUCGAUCUCGAGAAAGCUUUCGACCGUGUUCCACAUGAGCUGUUAUGGAUGUCCAUGAGGUGGCAUAGAGUACCAGAUGAAUAUGUGCGGUGGACGAAGCUACUUUAUGCGAAGCCUACCAGCGUUGUACGAUGUGCUGCUGGAACAAGCAGGCCAUUCCCUGUACAAGUGGGGGUUCAUCAGGGCUCAUCCCUCUCACCUCUGCUGUUCAUACUGUGCAUGGACACGAUAACGAAGGAAAUCCAGAAGCAGCAUCCGUGGACUCUACUCUUUGCCGACGAUGUCAUGCUCGCGUCGAAGUCUCGAGAUGAUCUUCAGAAACAAGUGCAGUCUUGGAAGGAUCAGCUGCAGCAAUAUGGAUUGCGCCUCAACACAUCAAAAACUGAGUACAUGGAGUGCGGACCAAGGAUAGAGGAUGGUUCAAUUCGUGUUGAUGGCACCGAAUUAAACAAGGUGAACUGCUUCAAGUACCUUGGAUCCAAAGUGACUUCCACAGGCGACAUUGAUCAAGAAGGUCGAGCACGUGUUAAUGCUGCAUGGAUGAAAUGGAAAAUGGCAACAGGGGUACUGUGCGACAAGAAAGUCCCUGUUCGACUGAAGUCGAAGAUCUACAGGACGGUUGUGCGUCCUGUUGCCCUUUACGGAUGCAAGUGCUGGCCGACAACGAAAGCUUUGGAAAGAGUGCUGCACGCUAUGGAGAUGCGGAUGUUGAGGUAG